Molecule: messenger RNA, 674 nt
Organism: Terrapene triunguis (Three-toed box turtle)
Lineage: Eukaryota; Metazoa; Chordata; Testudines; Emydidae
Product: integrin alpha-X-like
Exons: 5
Biological process (GO): cell adhesion mediated by integrin; integrin-mediated signaling pathway; cell-matrix adhesion
Cellular component (GO): external side of plasma membrane; integrin complex
Molecular function (GO): integrin binding
Source: RefSeq, a predicted model, not a curated record
AGGCGUUCGGGCGCUUUGGGGCCAGCAUGUCCGAAAUCGGGGACAUCAGCGGGGACGGACAGACGGACGUGGUCAUCGGGGCCCCCAUGGAGAACAGCAAUCGUGGGGCCUUGUACAUCUUCCAUGGGGGAAAGGGAGGCCUCAGUCCCCAGUACAGACAGCGCAUCGAGGGGUCGCUGUUUCCCAGCAGGCUGCACUACUUUGGCCAGGCCAUCAGUGGCGGGACAGACCUGACGGGGGACGGACUGCCAGACAUCGCGGUGGGGGCACAAGGGCAGAUCCUGCUGCUGAGGUCCCGGCCAGUGCUCAGAGUCGGGGUCUCCAUCAGCUUCCAGCCCCCAACCAUCCCCACCUCGGCCUUCAACUGCCAGGAGCAGGAGCAGCUCAACACGAAGGCCAGCAGUGCAAAUGUCUGCUUCACCGUCACUAAGAGCACCAUGGACAGCCUAGGCAAUGGGAUCUCCAGCACCAUCCAUUACAGCCUGUCCCUGGACCCCGGGCGGACGAAGAUCCGAGCCGCCUUUGACUCCACCAGCUCCGUCCUGAGCAGGGAGCUGCGGCUCGGCAUUGAGAAGAAAUGUGAGACGUAUCAGAUAAAGUUACCUCUCUGCCCUGAGGACACACUGACCCCCAUCACCCUGCGCCUCAACUACACCCUGACGGGGGAGCCCAUC